UUCUGCACAUCUUUUUUAUGGUUUAGGUUGCUGAAAUAACUGGUGUUGUAGAAACUGCAAAGGUUUACCAGCUUGGGGGUACCAGGACAAAUAAAGGACUACAGUUACGGCAUGGCAGUGACCAACGUGUGUUUCGUCUGGAGUUUGUUUCAAAUCAGGAAUUUACUGAAAGUGAGUUCAUGAAGUGGAAGGAAGCGAUGUUCUCUGCUGGUAUGCAGUUGCCUACACUAGAUGAGAUAAACAAGAAGGAAGUGUCCAUCAAAGAAGCCCUCAACUACAAAUUUAAUGACCAAGACAUUGAGGAGAUUGUGAAAGAGAAAGAGAGGUUCCGAAAAGCCCCUCCCAACUAUGCCAUGAAGAAAACUCAGCUACUAAAGGAGAAGGCUAUGGCAGAGGACUUGGGGGACCAGGACAAAGCAAAACAGAUUCAAGAUCAGCUUAAUGAACUGGAAGAAAGAGCAGAGGCCCUGGACCGCCAGCGGACAAAGAACAUUUCUGCAAUCAGUUACAUCAACCAGAGGAAUCGAGAAUGGAACAUUGUGGAGUCUGAGAAGGCUCUAGUGGCUGAAAGUCACAAUAUGAAAAACCAGCAAAUGGACCCUUUUACUAGGCGGCAGUGCAAGCCCACGAUAGUGUCCAAUUCCAGGGAUCCUGCUGUCCAAGCUGCCAUCCUCGCCCAACUAAAUGCAAAAUAUGGAUCUGGUGCUUUACCGGAUGCUCCAAAGGACAUGGGCAAGGGUCAGGGGAAGGACAAAGACGUGAAUUCGAAAUCAGCUAGUGACCUCUCAGAGGACCUGUUCAAAGUGCAUGACUUUGAUGUGAAGAUUGAUCUUCAGGUUCCCAGCUCAGAGUCUAAGACACUUGCCAUCACCUCCAAAGCUCCACCAGCAAAAGAUGGUGCCCCUCGGCGAUCACUGAACCUGGAAGACUACAAGAAAAGGCGGGGGCUUAUUUGAGCAUACCCACUCCGCUGCUUCCAAUCCUGCAUGCUCCACGAUGAUGUCCCAACUUCUCUUCUUCCUCCCUUUUUCAGUUUCCCUUUUGGGUUGGAGCAGCAAUGGAGCUGGGAAGAGACUCUUUAAAACUGCCAGUCAUCUGUAACAUAAACCAUUUGACUAUUUACUGUAUAGACCUCCCUUCUUGCCCUUUCACAAAUGUGGAUCUGUGCUAUUUGGGGUUCUCCCACUUCUUUUUUUUUUUUUUUUUUUUUUUUUUUUUUUUUUUAUUGUUGAUGCAGCUCGUUGGUCUACUCUAAGUGUUCAGUAUUAGCCUCAAGUUGGGAUUUCUGUAGGAAUCUCUUUGGUGGUGGCAGCAUCGGCACUCGGUGAUCUCUCUUUACAUACCACCACCAGGCACGGCGAGUAAACAUUGGCACAAGACCUUUGUGGCUUGAAGGUCAUCUGCACUUUCUUCCUUCUCUUCUUCCUCCUCCUAGCUCUGGAGAAGGGAAACUUCAAAAACUGGCUUAGGUUCAAAGUGUAAAUUUUUGGGGGGAGGGUGUUAUGUAACUUUUUUUCAGGUUUUUUUAUCAUUUUUUAUGCUGCAGUACUAUUUGUAUCAGUCUGUCACAUUUCUUUACGGCUGUUUUGAAUUUCUACCAGCUGUAUUUGAGCAUCUGAAAUUGAAAGAAAGAAACUCAUUAAAUGUGAUUCUUAAUAAACAGGCCUGGCUGAUAUACCUUCACGUUCCCCUUUUUACUCACACAUACUUGUUGAGAGUCCCACAAACAACUCUUGUAUGAGACUCGUCCUCUGUAGAUUUGUAGUGUAUCUUGAGUCUCUUGCUGUAGCUGAAUGAAGUCUCUUGCUGUAGCUUCUGGGAUGCCCCCUGGGCGCUCAUCAGGCAGGCUCCUAUAUUUCUUCUACAAAUCCAACUAAUCAUUCAAUGUCCUAUCUGUCUCAUGUCACCUUGUCUUUACUGGGCUCCAACCUGUUUGUGGUUUUUGGUUUUUUUGCUUUGUGAGCAAUUCUAAACUUGGCUUUAAAAAAGAAAUCAGUUCAUAUUGUGUGGAAGGGGAAGGACAAGGUAGAAACUGUGCUGAAAAUGUACGAGGGCAGUUCCUGAUGCAUAUUUUCUAUAUAUAACUGGUACAGGUGCAGUAAAACACUAGCACAAGGAUUGUAUGGCUUUAUGGAAUGUUUGACUAGAAACAAGAUGACUGCUUGAUAAUCACUCAGGUGUAAAAAUCCAGUGUAAAUAUAAGUGGCAUUUAACAAAGAGCUUUUCAAAACAAAUGCAACUGAAUAUACUGAAUUAAGAACUAAAUUAAAAAAAGCAUUAGAGGUCUGACAGUUCAGAGGCCCUGACUGAGUUAAGCACCAAAGCAUGAGGUUAAGCGCUGAACAAAUAAGGAUGCUCUUCUAAAUUGAGGCUUGAAGGAAUGGAAGAUCCUGACACCUCCUCGUGGAGUGUCGUAGCAUGAUUUUUCUAAGAGCCUGUAUAGUGGUGAUAUCUAAACCUGAGUCUGACUCUUGGUGACUUGCUUGUUGGAUCCUUAAUGAAACUUUAAUCUAGCUCUUAUUUUAAUUUUCUUUUGUUAAUUUUUUAACAGUAGUUUUAAAGAAAUGUCAUGUAAUUGUGUGAAAAUUGAUAUAAUGAACUGUGU
Messenger RNA from Chelonoidis abingdonii (Abingdon island giant tortoise), 2605 nucleotides. The record is from RefSeq and is a predicted model, not a curated record. Lineage: Eukaryota; Metazoa; Chordata; Testudines; Testudinidae.